Molecule: messenger RNA, 6400 nt
Organism: Acanthopagrus latus (yellowfin seabream)
Lineage: Eukaryota; Metazoa; Chordata; Actinopteri; Spariformes; Sparidae
Product: phosphatidylinositol 3-kinase regulatory subunit alpha-like
Exons: 17
Coding region: 508-2661 (717 amino acids)
Biological process (GO): insulin receptor signaling pathway; phosphatidylinositol phosphate biosynthetic process
Cellular component (GO): phosphatidylinositol 3-kinase complex
Molecular function (GO): 1-phosphatidylinositol-3-kinase regulator activity; protein binding
Source: RefSeq, a predicted model, not a curated record
GGAAGUGGUUAGACGCAUAGUGCUAGCUUGACACCAGUGUAACAGCUACAAAUCCGACGGAUGAGCCACGAGUGUCUUCAUCUUGACAAAUAGUCGAUAAAAUAGCGGAAUAUUUCAGUUUGGGGAACACCUGGACGUUGUGUCUGCUCGCUGCUCCACAAUGGCGUCCGCUAUUUUCUCUGCUGGUGGUUUUAAUUGGUGAAAAACUAAAAGGCCAUCACCUCCACAGAUGUGGCCUGUACCUCUGCUGAGACUCCUGUUCAUGAACGGCGAGGAUGCUUUGACUGAGCGGCUGUGGCUCGGCCUGGAGGGAUGACACGACGUUAGCAGACAUGGAGACAGGGGAGACACACAGACAGCUGGAGACGCCAUAUUUACUCUGUGUAGAUUCUCCUUGUUAGAUCCACUCAGGUCGAGAGAAAACCCUAUUUUUUUAUAUUUUUAAUUCAGAACUGUUUUUGUUAGUUAUUGUGAAGCCAUAGUCGACCGUCGACAGCAGACGUCACGAUGAGCUCCGAGGGCUUUCAGUACCGAGCGCUGUACGACUACAAGAAGGAGAGAGAGGAGGACAUCGACCUGCAUGUGGGAGACAUGCUGCUGGUCAGCAAAGGAGCGCUGCUGGCGCUCGGCUGCAGCAACGGAGCCGAAGAACGACCGUCAGAGAUCGGCUGGCUGCCGGGCUUCAAUGAGACCACGCAGGAAAAAGGCGACUUCCCGGGGACGUACGUGGAGUUUAUUGGCAGAAAGAGGAUGUCCCCGCCCACGCCGAAGCCCCGCCCACCCAGACCGCCCUCCGCAGCAUCAGUGAGGACCGACUCCGAGUCAGAGGGCUUUGUGUUGCCGGACCUCCCGGAGCAGUUUGGACCCCCUGACACAGCACCGCCCCUCCUCAGCAGACUGAUGGAGGCCGUAGAGACAAAAGGUCUGGACAGUCCCAGUGUGUAUCGCAGCCUGAGCGGAGGAGGUCUGGACACCCGGCAGCUGGCCGACACCGACCUGGAGCAGCUGGAGGUGACGUCCCUGUGUGACGGGGUGGUCCGGUUCCUGCAGGACCUGCCCGGUCCGGUCCUCCCAUCCUCGCUGCAGGCCGACAUGAUUCACGCAGUCCAAGAGGUCCGGGACCUGGAGGACUGUGCCCAGGUGCUGCGGGGGGUGGCCAGCUCGCCGAGCUGCCCGGCCCAGUACGGUCUGACCCUGCUCAGUGUGGCCCGACACCUGGCCCGGCUCUGUCUGCACAGCGCCAAGAACCAGCUGAGCCCCCGAAACCUGGCAGAGAGCUUCAGCCCGCUGCUGUUCAGACAGGCUGCAGGGCCCGAGUCCAGUCUGGAUCCUCUGGUUCAGGUCCUGGAGGUUCUGAUAACCAGCGAGCUCAACAUGAACCAGGCUGCACCAGCGUUGCCUCCUAAACCGGUCAAGCCUUCGACUCCUGCAGCUCCGAGCAGCUUCAACAACAGCAUUUCUCUGCAGGACGCUGAGUGGUACUGGGGAGACAUUUCCAGAGAGGAGGUGAACGAGAAGCUGAGAGACACAGCUGACGGUACGUUCCUGGUUCGAGACGCCUCCACCAAGAUGCACGGAGAUUACACUCUGACUCUGAGGAAAGGAGGCAACAACAAACUGAUCAAGAUCUUCCACCGGGAGGGAAAGUACGGCUUCUCCGACCCGCUGACCUUCAGCUCCGUGGUGGAGCUCAUCAACCAUUACCGCCACGAGUCCCUCGCUCAGUACAACCCAAAACUGGACGUGAAGCUGCUGUACCCGGUGUCCAAACACCAGCAGGAUCAGGUGGUGAAGGAGGACAGCAUCGAAGCUGUCGGCAAGAAGCUCCACGAGUAUCACCUGCAGUACCAGGAGAAGAACCGAGAGUACGACCGACUGUACGAGGAGUACACCAGAACCUCACAGGAGAUCCAGAUGAAGCGGACGGCCAUCGAGGCGUUCAACGAGACCAUAAAGAUCUUUGAGGAGCAGUGUCAGACUCAGGAGCGCUUCAGCAAAGAAUACAUCGAGAAGUUCCGUCGAGAAGGCAACGACAAGGAGAUCCAGAGGAUCAUGGAGAACUACGACAAGCUGAAGUCUCGGAUCAGCGAGAUCGUGGACAGCAAGCGGCACCUGGAGGUCGACCUGAAGAAGCAGGCGGCCGACUACAGAGAGAUCGACAAGAAGAUGAACAGCAUCAAACCGGACCUGAUCCAGCUCCGCAAGACCAGGGACCAGUACCUGAUGUGGCUGACCCAGAAGGGAGUUCGUCAGAGGAAACUGAACGAGUGGCUCGGCCUGAAGAACGAAACCACAGAGGAUGAGUACAGCAUGGUGGAGGAUGAGGAGGACCUUCCUCACCACGACGAGCGUCUGUGGCGGCUGGGAAACAUCAACCGCCUUCAGGCCGAGUCUCUGCUCCGCGGGAAGAGAGACGGGACCUUCCUGGUCCGAGACAGCAGCAAGCCGGGCUGCUACGCCUGCUCUGUGGUGGUGGAUGGCGAGGUGAAACACUGCGUCAUCAACAAGACCAGCACCGGCUUCGGGUUCGCAGAGCCCUACAACCUGUACGGCUCCCUGAAGGAGCUGGUGCUUCACUACCAGCACACCUCGCUGGUCCAACACAACGACUCGCUCAACGUCACGCUGGCCUUCCCCGUCUACAGCCAGCAGAGACGGUGACCCGCCGGUUCCUCCUGAUCCACACUGUCAUCUCAGACCAGCUGCAGACCUCGUUUACACACUCAGAACAGAAGCAGUCGGUCUACAGGUGUCACAGAACCACAGAGGAGGAGUUCAACACUUCAGAACCUGAUCACGUGGCCCGGUGAACACGUCAGGAGUCUGUUUUAAAGACGAUAAUCAGUCAUGGUGCUGCUGAUCAACAAUCCAGAACACUGAAGCUUUAUGUUCACCUGAAUUCUUCGUCACUUCCUGUAGUGGAGAAAUAAAACAUUUUACUGUGAAAGGCAUCACGUGGAGCUUUGAAUCAACUUCCUGUGAGGAAAAACAAGCAGCAUGAUAAAAGAAGGACGUCAGCGACCUGCAGACAUUCACAUUAAUAUCGCUGAGCUGGUUUGGUGCUGAAUGUACGGAAGCCCUGAGGGGCCAGUGAGGACACGUUUUCCUUCUGGUGAUCCGAGUCUGAAUAGUUUCCUCUCCUGAUGUUUGACCUCAGAACGUGCCGGAAAAUAGUUUCACUUAAUAAAUAUCUGGUUUCCUUCAGCUGUGAGUUAAAACGGUUAAAAAAAUUAACCUUAUAAAAUAAAAAUAUUUCACUGUAAAAACUGUUUGUUCUUUUGUAACGUUCAUGUUUUGCAUCGAUUUAACACCUGGAAAAAAUCGUUCAUACGAUUAUUGUGUUUCACAAAAAGCUUUCAAAUGUUUUCAGAUGCAAAAAAAUAAAAAGUUAUUAAGGAACUUCUAAUUUUCCUGGCAGACCUUUUCUCUGCACCAGCUCUGGUGUCAGAACCACAGCAGAGGAAGAUAUUCCCAUCAGACAGAAACUCGAUCACCAGGAAAAGAAAAAAAAUCUCGAUUUGUCCAUCAGGGCUUCCGUACGCACAUCAACACACAUUGUUAUUAAUCUCUCGAGGUCGAGAUCACAUGGAACCUUUUUUUAACGAACAGCUGCCUGUCGUCUGAAACUGAGCCCAACAUCCUGAAGACAUCUGCUGGAGAGCCAGAACCAACGAGUCACAGACGAAUAAAGAAGAUAGCGUGGUUCAAAAUGAACCUUUUAUGACACCAAAUUUUGCUUGCUGCAGCCUCAACCUUCAGCUGUAUUCGAGCAUUUAUUAUAAAUCAUGUUUUAGGUUUUCCUCCAUCAGGUGUGCCACAGCUGGAUCUGUAAUCAGGCUCAUGCAGCUCCAGGUUUGAAUCCUUGCUGAAAGUUUUUUGCUGCAUCAAGUAAAAUUUGGUGUCAUAAAAAGGUUAACUUCGACCCACACUAACUUCUUUAUUGGUCUGUAACUCUUUGGUUCUGUCUCUCCAGCAGAUGUCAUCAAAGACAUUGAAUCGACGUCUUUUGUUCUGCUCUAGAAGUUUCUCAGCUCUGCUUGGUCCAAAACCUCAAGACACAAUCCAGGAAAGCAAACAGGCUCACCUUGUUUCAGUCACACUGUGACUCUACGACUCGUUCAGGUCAGUGCGAUCAUGAACACUUCAGGCUCGUUCAGAACCGGAUCCCACGUGAUCACGACCUCACCGAGUCAACCGACCCGCUCUACUUUAGGUUCAGUUUCCUGUGUGUGAUGACGAGGUACUGAAUGGUCAAACUGUCCGAGCUGCUCCGGACUUCAGCAGGACGCCAGGAGCUCAGCUGAGGGUCAGAAGUACGGACUCCUCCUUUAAUCACAAACUGCUGAUGCUGCACCACAACGAGGCCGGACUCUGAGACCACAGCUGUGGACUCAUGGUGAUGAUGUCAAGGCAACGUGAUGGACAAUCUAGAGAGACUUCUCUUGUGAACACUGUGAGCGGCUCUGAACGAGGUUUAAAAAGAGGGCGAACGGACCGACCCGACCCGACCCGACCCGCAUUUCAUAUCAGGAGAGAAACAAACUGUGAUCCUGCAGCAUCCAAAGACUGGAGCCAUCAGCAGUGUUAGCGGUCCAGAUCUUCAGGUUUCCUCAGCUUUGUUUGACGAGUGGACGGAUGAUUCUCGUCGUCUUUCAUUUGAUAAUCGUCCGUCAGCACAAAGAUUCACUCGUGUUGGAUCAAAACUGUUAGAAACAUUCAGGAAUGACGAGAACUGGAUCUUUCCGGAUCGACUCAGAGGAUUUUCAGUUCGGUGGACGAACGCGGCUUGUGGACGAAACGUAACAACGAUGCAAACCCGAACCGACGUCUUCGUCCUCUGGACCUUUUCUUUGCUUUCAGACCUUUGACUUCCUUUAAGACGGACCCGGUACCGGAGCUGAGACCGAGAAGUCCGAGAAUUUCAUCUGUUGUCACGGCAACCGCCUGGGAACUUUAAUUUCUUCUUCACACUUUGAAAUGAAAACCUGUAAAACGUUUGGGAAAGUCCCGAUUCCUUUUUGUUUUGUUGGUUUUCAAGUUGCUCUUUCCUGAUUCCUCAGAACGUGCUGCUGUUUCACUCUGACGCAGAAACAAAUCUGAGACGAUCAAACAGCAGCUGAUUGUUUGAGACGUCUGAUGAGAUCAACAGUCGCUCCGACAAACAUGUGGUCUGUUUUCUGUCGUCAGUCAUCUACAGAUCAGGUUUCAUGAGAUUUCUGCACUGAUGGUCAAAUGAAAACCUUGAGAUUGUUUCAUUUUUGAUCGAUCUGUCAGUUCUAUUGUAUUUUUCUUUCCAAACGUCAGUCCAGCAGACAUUCAUCAGCGACUUUCAGUUCAGUGUUUGGUGGAUGCAGGAUGCUCAGCGUGUCUUCAGAAUAUCGUUCAGUUCAGAACUCGAUAUGUUUUGAUCUGUGACUGAGACAGAAACGGUAACAGAAACAGUUCAGACAGAAGAAAAUUAUUCCCACAUUUAAAAGAUCAGAACUGAAGCCAGUAAACUUCCAGUACUUCAUGUGUCAUUAUUAAAGUUUUGCUUAUCAAAUUAUUUAUCUGGUCAACACGCAGGGAUUUAAUUUAAUUAGUUAAAAAUCGAACCAACUCAAGAAAUUCGUAACAAAUCUUCAUGUUAAACUCAUUUUUAUCGUCUUUGAAUUAAAAACUGAGCAGAACUUCUGUUUUUCUUCAGUUUGUCUCCGCGACGGAUUUCAUUGAAAUUUUUAAUGUUAAUCAGUUUAAACAUGAAACACACUGAGGUCGUGUUGUCGCAGCUUUAAAGUCAUUUCAGGGUCACAAGUUCAGAAACAAACUGACGAUGGAGAUUUUUGUGUGUUUGUUGCCGAGCAGAGAAUCUCGGUUUAUUUUCUGACUGUUAAAGUUUAAAUACAUUCCCUAAUAAAACCAGUCGGCGGUGUCCAGAGCGAGUUUUGAAAUGUUGGAUUCAUUUCAGGCAGUUUUUUAGUUUUAAUGUUUAGAAUUUUACGCGUGAUGGUUUUGAUUUAUUGAUGCAGCGUCUGUGUACUUCUGUAUAUCUGCCAGAUGACUUCAGCGCCUCCGGACAGCGCUCGGCUGAAACUUUCAGCUCCUGAAGCUUCUGAAGAGAAACAGCUGUGUUACUUUUGUGUUCCAGCUGUUUUCUUCUGAUAUUUUUAUUCCGCAGAGCCCAAAACUUUGAACUGGUGUCAGACCUGAAACCCUCGUGCUGUUUCUGGGGAACACAAACGUUAAUAUAGAUUCUGUGACCACGUUUCUGUUCGAUGUUCCAGGUUUUGUGUUUUUCAUUUUAAUUGCAUAAAAUACGUCAGCAGUAUUUUCUGUAUCAGAAAUCUUUUGUUUUUCAUUCUUUGCUUCUCACUCAUGCUGUUCAUGUCAGAAUCAAUAAUAAAGCACCAGGAUCUUCAGA